AUGCCAUUAUUUUCCUUCGAUAUGUCUAAUAAUGAAGAUCAUCCAGAAAAUUUAUCAAGUUCAAGUGAUGAAGAUGAUACAACAUCAAGUUCAUCGAGUACAUCAAGUGAUGACGAUGAAGAUGAUGAACAAAUCGAUGAAGAAUCCGAUGAUAAUCUUUCAUCUUUAACUCCAAAGCAAGCAUAUUUAUCACUUGAAACUAAACGUAAAACACUUGGUAAACGUUUAUUAGAAUUACGUGAUGAACUUAAAGCUCAGCCACAAGCUGAUAUUGAUAAAAAAAAACGUUUAUUAACUGAAAUAAAAAAUUUACGUGAAAAAUGGAUUGCUGUACAAACACGUUUAACAAAUCUUAAAGCACGAUUAAGUCAUAGUCCAACACCAGAACGUGAAAUUAUUCAAAAGAAACCAGUUAAAAAAAUUGAAGAAAUUACUCAACCAGAAACUCGAAUUAUUCCACCACCACGUAUACGAACAACAUCGUAUAGUUCAUCUAGUCGAUCAAGAUCAUCAUCAAGAGAUUCAUUACAAUCAAAUGAAAAAGCAUAUCAUGAUUUAGAUGCAUUAGAUGAUAAUAAUGAUACAAAAACUCGAGAUUUACUUUCAUCUCGACCCACAACUUCUUAUCGUGAUCUUACCGAGGAUCUUUCAUUUUCAUCAUCACCAUCCCUCUCACCACCACCAUCAUCAUCACUAUUAUUAUCAGCAUCAUCAUUUUCAAAUCAAAUACCUUUAUCGAAUCUUUCUCUUGAUGAAUCAAAAAUUCUCGAUGAAAAUCUUGACGAACAAGAAAAUAAUAUAAUUAAUCCAAAAGAAACAUUUUAUAAUCAACAUAUUCCAUAUCCAGUUAUUAAUGAUAAACGUGAACUUGAAGUUGUUAAUCGUCAAUUAAAAAACCAAUUACGUCAAUUAGAAGCAAGUAAAAGUAAUCCAUUAUAUGAUCAACAAGCAAAUUUAAUGAAUUAUGAACGUUUAAAAAAACAAAAUGAAUAUAUUAAUUUACGAAUUCGUAUUGAAAAAUUAAAACGAAUGAAAACAAAAACACAACGAGAAAAAGAACAAAAUAAAAAACAAUUUCAUAUAUUAUUACAAGAAUUUCGUAAACUUCAACGAUUUAUGCGAUCAGCUAAUAGAGAAUAUGCUAAUAAUACAUUUCUUACUGAUCAAUCAGAAAUUCCUCCAUCAUCAAUACCACUUCCACCAUCACCUGAAAUGAAACGACACGAAGAAAAUCAAUUACCACCAUUCGAUUUAAAUAAAGUUACUGGAAAAAAAAUUCUUUUUGAAUCAUCUGAUUCUGAUGAUGAAGAAGAAGAAACAACAUCGGAACCGCAAGUACCUGUUUCACUCUCGGCUAGUGAACCACGAGCUGUACCAGAUGGUUUUAAUCCAAUCGAACCACCACCAUUACCAAUGCCAUCAAGUUCUUCAUCAUCAGCUACUCUUGAUGCAAUUAAAACUCGUUUUGCUAAUUUAAUUAAUGCACCAAGUUCUUCUUCAUCUCAAAUUAAGGAAACAAUUUCUACUACAGAUGUUGCUACUGGUGCUACUACUACCGCGGUCGAUAAUGAUGAUGAUGACGAUGAUGAUGAUGAUGAUGAAAAUGAUACUCAACCAAUAGUGAAUCCGGAAAGAAGUCAAGCAGUAUCAGCGAAAUUCAAUAGAAGACGAAGAAAAACAAAGAGAAAUCGAAAUAAGAAAAAAAAUAAUAAUGCACAAAUCGUCCAACAAUUAACAAAUGAAAAUGAAUCAACUAUUAUUGAUCAUGAAGAAGCAUGGAGACGUCAUGUAGCUAUGCAAUUACAAUUUAGUUUUUUAAAAGGAUCGAAUCCUAUUUUACGUGCAUUAACAGCUGAAGCACAUAAAAAAUUAGGUGUUAGUCAAGACGAUAUCAAUGAUUUUCAAUUCGAUGAUGAAAUGAUGGAUUAUGAAACUGCACUUAUAUUACAACAACAACAAGAAUUUUUAGCUGCUGCUGCUGCUAAUCCAUUCAAUGUUUUACAUAAUGCUGCAGCUGGUAGUUCAUCAUCUCGACCUAAUUUAGUUGAUGUUCUUUCGAAUCUAAAUGGUGGUAGAACGCCAUCAUCAAGUGAACCACAAACACCUAUGGGUCUAUUACAAAAGUUCUUUCUUGAUGCAAAUAAUAAUGCAAAUGCUGAACAUCGUGGUCUUAAUGAUUUAUCAACUACUCCACCACCUCGAGAUAUAUCUAUUGGAAAGAAAAUUGUUGAAUCAUUAACACAUCAAGAUAUCAAUGCUCUAUUAAAAUUAAGUGGAAGUGAACAUGAUGAUGAUGAUGAAGAUGAUUAUGAUGAUAAUCAAUCAUUUGAUGGUGAUACAGAUGACGAUACAAAUAAUUUUUCUAUUGAUGAUGAUUCAAAUGAUGUACCAAAUGGUAAUAAUAAUAGAAAUUAUGAACGUUGGGAACGUCCAACACCUGCUCCAUCGCGUGCAACACAAUCAUCUAGUAUAAAUAAUAAAAAAUCAACUAUGGAAACAUUAAUAUUACCAAGUUUUAAUCGUUGUACACAUUUAGGAAAAUCAACAAAACGAUCAGGUGGUGUUGAACGUAUGUUUCCGUCAUUUUCGAAACAUAAUGCUGGUCCAUCAUCAACACUUAGUUUAAUCCUUUAUGGAUUAUCAUCAACUCCUUGA
Adineta steineri is the source of this 2655-nucleotide messenger RNA. The record is from the annotation of a GenBank genome assembly. NCBI's taxonomy places the organism in Eukaryota, Metazoa, Rotifera, Eurotatoria, Adinetida, Adinetidae.